Xyrichtys novacula (pearly razorfish) is the source of this 1573-nucleotide messenger RNA. NCBI's taxonomy places the organism in Eukaryota, Metazoa, Chordata, Actinopteri, Labriformes, Labridae. The record is from the annotation of a GenBank genome assembly.
CCAUUCCGUUCUCUGUUACUGUGUAGUCAGCUAAUAAAUAGUUGGUUUGUAAAACCUAACGUUCUCCUAAUUUCAUCCAUUCCAACGCGCUUAGUGUUAUGUCUGUCACAAUGGCCGUGCUGGCACGUUACGCACGACGCCCCCCAUGCUAGCGUCAGCGCUGCUACACCUUAUAUGACAAUAUAUCCUCGUACCACAGAUGAAAAAUACUCUAUCAUAACAUACCAGCUCCAAAUACCUUUGACACUGAUGAUUUAGAUGACUAAGAAAUGUAUCAUCAAUAUAAGGUAGACCAAUUUGAAUUAACUCAGGGAAAUUAUUAUAAGAAAAUAAGUUUAUGCUGUGAAAUAGUUUGAUAUACAUCCAGGAUUUGAACAAUAUGUUUGCUUAGCGAUAUUUUAGAUUCGUGUAAGUGCUGUAUAAAUGAACAUAAGCAGUUACUUCCUCUUAGUAAAGUAGUAGUUCCUCUUAAGAGCAGGAGGGAAGGUCAAAAGACACCAAUGAACAAAUGAAAGAGAAUCAGAUUAUGGAGAUCCUCGGUGCAUGGUAUUCCAUCAAAAUUAGGAAUUUGAAUGCUCCUUAUAAGUGUUAGAUGUUACUGUAUGUUGGCAAGGAUUUUGGAUGACUUUAAUAAAAGUUCGUGACUUAGAUUUAGGGAAGAGGACAACAGCAAAACCUGCUUUUUGAGCAAAUAUCUGUUAUUUCUAGCUGUGAAAAUAGAAAUGAUCAAUAAAGCAACUUUCAAAUACUUCACUGUCUUUGGUCUAUAAUAUGCACUUGUUGACUGUACACAUUGUUGACAUGGAAGUUGAUAAGAUUGCUGUGCUGGUUAUUCACUGCUCUCUCUCUUGGUACCCUCACUCAGGCUUUUAUUAAGUCUCAUCGUUGCUGAUCAGUAUGAUUGACGUAAAGGCAUGGGCAGAGUACGUGGUGGAGUGGGCAGCCAAAGACCCCUACGGUUUCUUGACCACUAUCAUACUGGCCCUCACACCCCUAUUCAUUGCCAGUGCGCUGCUGUCGUGGAAGCUGGCCAAAAUGAUCGAGGCACGUGACCGGGAACAGAAGAAGAAGCAGAAACGUCAGGAAAACAUAGCUAAGGCCAAGAGGACCAAGAAAGAUUGAGCCUGUGCGGACAGAAUGAGGGCAUGACAAGAAACAUAGGAGAGACCACCACACUCACAGCCCUCCUUGUUCUAAAUAAUGACACAGUGCCCUUCUUUGUCCUAGCCCUACUGUCAGCAUAGGGGCCGCUGCGCCUCCUGUCUGGUGUGGGAGGAGGGACACUAGCCCCACAGGCCUCACAGUGCUGAGGCGGACAGUGCUGCCUGGAGGAGACUCGUUCCUGUGGGACUUUGGUCAGCAAGAGCACAGUGGUCAUCUGUAUGACGUACUUAUACAGAGAUCUGCUGAUAAUAUUACGCAGCUGUUGCAGCACCUUGCAUUCCAUUAUUAGAAUCCAUUUUCUGCUGAAUAAACAAUGUAAUGAACAUAAUGGAACUUUAUCCAAAGUACUCGCAAAACACCCAAAUACUACUUUCUAACAAAUAAAGUUUUCAUGGUUGAUAAAAAAAAA